Molecule: messenger RNA, 846 nt
Organism: Lindgomyces ingoldianus
Lineage: Eukaryota; Fungi; Ascomycota; Dothideomycetes; Pleosporales; Lindgomycetaceae
Exons: 4
Coding region: 1-846 (281 amino acids)
Cellular component (GO): lipid droplet; ascospore wall; prospore membrane
Source: RefSeq, a predicted model, not a curated record
AUGUCACAGUCUCCUCUGGUGGUGGUCCGAAGGGUCCUCAUAAACCCAGCUCGAGAUGUGUAUUUCGCGUGCUUAUACCCACCCAAGGGAAUUAUUUACUUUGUAGUUCACCCAUUUCUCUAUCCCCUUGUACGAGCACGCCUCAUGCCUGCAUUCCUUUUGAGUGCGUUUGUCCUUCUCAACCUUUUCCUUUGGACGUAUCUUCCGCAAGUCGCCUUCUUGGCUCUUUUUCAUCGAGCGGGAAGUGCUUGGGCCAAUGGGACAUUCUUAGUGUUAGGAGAAGGUGCAGCCAUUACGGCUAUUCUAUUUGAAUGCUUUCUAGUGGAUGAAUCCCAAGUAGAUGUCUUCGAUGCCGUUCUCGUCCACAAAGGAUAUGAGGAUCUAGUCCGCCAAUACCGACCUGUAUCAGAGGAUUCCUUGAAUAAACCCGUUCGACGUCUCGGAAAGCCGACCAAGUCGUCUGUGUAUGGUCCAUUUUCAUUCCGCCAGAUUAUUGAAUUUGUUGUUCUCCUACCACUGAAUUUCGUACCAUACGUCGGGGUACCCCUCUUUUUAUUUCUUACGGGCUAUCGAGCGGGCCCUCUCCAGCAUUGGAGAUACUUCAAGCUGCGGGGCUUUGACAAGAAGCAACGGAAUGCAUUCGUGAAGAGGAGGAGGUGCCAGUACACUUGGUAUGGAGCUGUGUAUCUCCUGUUACAGCUUGUGCCGGCAUUAAGCAUGUUCUUCCUGAUGACUGCAGCCGUGAGCUCUGCGUUGUGGGCAGCCGACCUGGAGACCCAGCGGCGUCGGCAAGGACCAAGCGAAGGCCCACGAUAUACCGACGACCCAGAAGACAGUACAGUGUAG